Molecule: messenger RNA, 3249 nt
Organism: Linum trigynum
Lineage: Eukaryota; Viridiplantae; Streptophyta; Magnoliopsida; Malpighiales; Linaceae
Source: the annotation of a GenBank genome assembly
ACGUAGUUAUAGUUGACCCUUAACAAAAAUACAUGCAACUAAGACAAUUAUCUUACGAUUAGUAUAGAAGUAUUCACCUAACAAAAAUUUAUGACAAUGGUAUGGGUUAAUGAAUUGUUGCGUUUGUGUAAAUUGACUUAGUCUCUUAGCAAUUAUCAUAUGCUGGAAAUAACCUUCCUUUCAAGUUUUCAUCCAUCAUAAUGUAUGAAAUUUAUCUAAAUUAGGCGUCCAUAUUUUGUGGUCUACAUACAUAUACAAAUAUGCACUAUAUGAGCAAUAUUGAGCUUUAUAUUUUAUGAGUUUAAAAAGAUGAACGUUGACUCUUGAGUGGUUAUGCAAAGUAUUAAGUAUGUGUAUAUAAUAUAUGUUAGAUAUAUGACUAAUUACUUAACUGGUUAAUUUGGUUUGACUGGUUAGGAGUGUCUGAAACCAAACAAAACCACCUAAACCAAACAAGCUAAAAACUUUAACCAAACCAAACCAAUUAUCCAAAUUAACCAAACCAAAUUAUCCAAAUAGUACCGGUUAAAAUGGUUACCAUGGUAACCAAACCGUUUGAACACCCCUAGCAUUAACAGACUCCGUAAAUUCCAGUAAAAUAGAAUAAGCGAUGUGGUUGAUUCCUUGCUAACAUAUACUUAAUUUACUUAGUUUUAUCGAUUUUUAUCUUGAAUACUUUUGUUUAGUGUAUUUAAUAGUAUGGAAAUGUAGUCAUUUCCUCUAUAUCGACCCAAUUUAUGAUACUAUAUCGGAGUGAAACAAGAGAUCUAAAGAAUAAGAGGGACUAAACUAUUCCCCCCCCCCCCCCCCCCCCCCCCCCGCCCGCAAAGUCAGAUGAAUAAACGAGAGUCACAAACGGGUAGCAAGAAAAGCGCGAGAGUCGACCAAUAGUCCAACUCCCGAUGAGAGGGCAUUUUGUGCCACAUGAUGGGCAGCCCUAUUGAGUUGAUGAGAAAGAAAACAGUAACAAACACUGUUGAAAGAAGACGUCAAGCUCCCAGCGUCCUCCAAAAUAGCGUCACCCCGAACAUGAAACAUAUCACCUCCAAUCAUCCGGCGUAUCAAGAGUUGAGAGUCCCCAUGAAAAUGAACAGCAAUAAAGGAAUGAGUUAGACACCACUGUAAGGCAUCACGUAGAGCUAAACAUUCCUUGAUAAAUGGAUCAUGGAUCCCAUCAUAAAAAUUUUCAAAGGAAAACAGAACAUUACCUGUUGCAUGAAAGCCGACAAAACCAAUACUACCUCAUUGACCACGCUUGGUAGCACCAUCAAACCAGACGUUGAUUACAGCCGAGAAACCUGAAGUCGUGGGUGUGGCUCUAGUAACAUGUGAAGGGGCAGUAGCAGAAGAAUCAUUACCAACGGGAGGCUGAAUCGUAGGAUUUUGCCCAACUGUCCUCCACUCAUUCACUUGUCGUUGAUACUGUCGAAACAAAGCCAAUGGGAGGCAUUGAAUGCCUUCAUGAACCGCCCAACAUCUCCCCUUCCAAAUCCUCCAGAGGAUGAAAACAAUAUUAGCUAUCUCAAUUUUCGAAAGAUUCAUAGAAAAGAAAAGAUGUUGCCAGUCCUCAUCAGAAAUCAUUCCACCAAGACUAAUGCUCAAGCCUUCAAGCCCCGCCAACCUCCACAGUCCUCUCGCUAUCCUACAGUUAAAGAAAAAAUGGGAAAAGGAUUCUGGUUCCCCAGAGCAUAUAGGACAGAUCGUGUCAGACACAAGAGUUUUAGUAAACAACACUAUCUGCAAGGGCAAGAAUCCGCGGACAGCUCUCCAGAAAAAGAACUUUAGCUUUGGAGGCACAGGAAUGCUCCAAAGAAGCUUCCAAAAACGGGUGUCAAAAGGUAGCACCACCGGAGGCUGCUGAAGGUUGUACUCAGCAGACAAAAGAUGAUAACCUAUCGUAACAGUAUAAAGACCAGAGGAAGAGUAAUGCCAUAUCAAACGAUCAGUCAAAUAAGAAAGAGGGAGAGGGAUGGACAAGAUGAGAUCGACACUCUCUUGAUUAAACUAUAUUAGUAACAAGUAAAUUAUCCUUUGUAUGAUUUCAAAGCGAUUCACUUCUAAAGCACGCAGCUAUGAAUCCGAAUGGCAUGCGAUAUGAAAAUUAAUCAAUCAAUCAAGUUUACAUCUGUUUUCCACAGAUGAAUUACAUACGAUUUUGUUUCACUUCACUAGCUUGGCUUUCUUUUUCUUUAUAUCUGCUCUGGAGGGAUCGCCUCAAAUUCAAUAAGUGGGUAAAUUACCUUGGAUGUCACUAAAGUAUGAGAAUUGGGGAAGCUAUACCACUAAAGUUAGAAUAGGGCGUCGGGUACCACUAAGGUCACUGAAUUGUACAUCCGAUCUGCCACGAGAUGGGUAUGGGUAUGGUGAUACCCGCCCCGUACCUGCCCAUUGGCCAUUCCUCUAGCAGUUAGCUGUCUGAGUCUGACGCUGUCUUAACGUUAGAAGAUGGUGUGUAACUGUAACGUUAGAUGGAUAUGUGGAAGACUUAAUGGGCUUUGGGGGAACAACGGUAAGAAAUAUAAAUAAAGAAGUUGACGGGCCAAAAAAUUAAAUUGGGGCUAAUAUUCCAUUGCUGAUUUUUGUAAAAUCAGCCCAAAAUCCAUUCCUAAUGAACGAGCCAACCACCGAAUUAAAUGAAUUAUUUAUUGUUUUUAAUUUUCUAUUUAUCAUAAACACUUUUUUUUUAAACCGUAAGCAGCUUUUCGAAUUACUUUAAGUAAUGACUUUUUUUCCAUAAAAAAAAGACGUAAAAAAAAUCUCGUCAUCUUCCUCAAGCCUCACCCUCCCUCUCCGUCGACCGUCGGACUAUGAAAAUCAACAAAAAAAUUCCGACGAACUCCUUUGCUGCCGAAUCAAUCUCUUAUACAAGCUUUCCGACUCUCGAACACUAAAAUCUUCACUGUAUUCCUCCUCCUUGAUUUAUUAUGUAAACAAAAAAAGUACUUGGGAACAACUGGCGGAGAGGGAACGCGGAAUUACCUGAAAGCGACUAUGCAAUUCCAUUCAUCGAUGCUUGGAUAUGGGUUUCGAUGUUAAAACAAUGAAUGGCGAAGAAAAAGGGCGACAAUGGAGAGGGAGUUCAUUGGCAGAUUUUGUGGCGGCAAAGCAGUCCGACGACGAGGGACGGUGAGGAAAACAGUAGAUUCUCUCUCUUGUUUUUGUGUGAGAAAACGUAAGUACUUUUUCUAACACCAUAACAGUAUAAUACAACUAAUUAAAAUUUCAGACAAAUAAACCGAGGUGAAAAGU